UAAAAAAAAAAAAAAAAAAAACCGAAAGGAGCCAUCAUGCGCUGAGCAUUUCCGUUUUAUCACUGUGGCUGUACCGUUGACGGCUCAGGCGUGCUACACACCUUACGAACCUACACAUACAGACCUAGGUAAUCGACCAAUCUCACAAAGCGGCUGAACAAGUGUUCACCCUUUCUCUUCACCAGCCAGCCCAUCAGCUUCUAACGUUAGCUCUUCUCGCAAUCCAGUAUCCCACAAAUAUGUCUCCUCAAGAUACGCCAACGGCCCUCGUGGUCACAACGACUGUUCUCUCAACUGUUGCAUUUCUCGCUAUCGCCCGCGCACUUCUCUACCCCGUGCGCCCGAAAACCAUCCGCAAUCCGCUCAAGGCGGGCGUGUACGAUAAGGCCAAUGCUGAUAAGUUGAAGAAUCUUGUUUAUCAGCCUGAUCAGUUUCCUGGUGCUCGAGAUAUAGAAACCCCAUACGGAAGCAUUCGUGUUUACGAGUUUGGCCCUGAGAAUGGUGAAAAGGUCUUCUUUGUGCACGGCAUCAGCACACCCUGCAUCACUCUCGGGCCUAUAGCUCUUGGGCUCGUCAAGCGGGGAUAUCGUGUGAUGCUCUUUGAUCUCUUUGGGCGUGGUUUCUCCGACGGUGUCGCUGAUAUACCACACGAUGCCCGUCUCUACGUCUCCCAAAUGCUGCUUGUCUUGGCUUCUAGCCCUCUUGCAUGGACCGGUACAGGCGCCUUUCGCCUUGUUGGCUAUUCUCUCGGCGGUGGCAUCGCAGUUCAUUUUGCCAAUGCGUUUCCUAACCUCGUGCGCGAUCUCGUGCUCCUCGCGCCUGCGGGUUUAAUCCGCGCCGCCUCCUUUGGCCGCGUCUCUCGAUUCCUCUUCGUCUCUGGCCUCGUCCCGGAGCGCAUUCUGGCCGUCGCUACACGCAGUCGUCUUCAAAAGCCUAUCGCCGCUUCAGCCAAGCCACCCCCCAAGACGCCCAUCGAGGCUGUCACUACGCCACCACUCAAUGUUGCCGAGGCAGAGGUGGUUCCAGCGUCCGGUGAGGCCGUUACGCCGUUGGAGCAACGUGUCAUGGAGUAUGUGCGCUGGAUGGUCACCCAUCACAGUGGCUUCGUCCCCGCGUUCAUGUCGAGCAUUCGCUUUGCACCCCUGACCGAUCAGCAUGAAGCCUGGGCCAAGUUGUCCAAGCGUGCUCCUGGCACUACAGCUGUUUUACUAGCUAGAUCUGACGAGAUCAUUGAUCCCGAGUCCUAUCGCCGGGAUGCACUAUCCCUCGUUGGCGGUGAGCACCAUGUCCGCUGGCGAAUUCUUCCAGGGAGCCAUGAUUUUGUUAUGACGCAUGCGGGAGACAUCCUUAGCGAGAUUGACGACAUGUUCAAUACUAACAAGGUGUGAAGAUGGUCGGGUUUUAUUGUAUCUCUGUUUGAUGUCAUCUACAACAGGGCUCCAGACAUUUACAAGGUGCCAGAGCAGGGAGUUGAGUUCAGGAAGUUGUUAUAUCCAUGCCCUUUAUUUUUCCAGGAUAGAACAUAGAGCAGAGAGCGAUUGGGAUGUUUCAUUUUGCACUCGCUUCCGUUAUUAACGAUCUAAGGAUUGACUUUGACACUAUAUUCAAUCAGCACACUCCCGCCAUCUAUCUCAGUCGCCGAGCAAGAAUAUGUACUCACCAUGUUCCAGUAGACGCCCCGCCUCUUCAGUAACUCUGCAUGAC
Molecule: messenger RNA, 1704 nt
Organism: Fusarium verticillioides 7600
Lineage: Eukaryota; Fungi; Ascomycota; Sordariomycetes; Hypocreales; Nectriaceae
Exons: 3
Coding region: 240-1388 (382 amino acids)
Source: RefSeq, a predicted model, not a curated record